AUCACAAACCCUAACACAAAUAUAUCUUUCUAGGGUUUCUAGGGUUUUGAAACCUUUGUGUAUACCGUGAUUUUACUACGAUCGAGACGACAAGAUGCCGGCCGGACAUGGAUUGAGAUCGAGAACCAGAGAUCUGUUCGCAAGAGGAUUCAGGAAGAAAGGUACGAUUCAUCUAUCAACCUAUCUCAGAACCUAUCACGUCGGCGAUUAUGUCGAUAUCAAGGUUAAUGGAGCCGUGCACAAAGGUAUGCCUCACAAGUUCUACCAUGGUCGCACCGGUCAGGUCUGGAACGUCACCAAACGCGCCAUUGGUGUUGAAAUGAAUAAGCAGGUUGGUAACAGAAUCAUCAAGAAAAGGAUCCAUGUUCGAAUCGAGCAUGUGAUGCCAUCAAGGUGCACCGAAGAGUUUAAGCAACGGGUUAAAAAGAACGAUCAACUGAAAGCCGAAGCCAAGGCUAAGGGUGUGGUGAUUAGUACCAAAAGGCAACCUUUGGGACCCAAACCCGGUUUUAUGGUUGAAGGUACCACUCUAGAGACCGUUACUCCCAUUCCGUAUGAUGUCGUCAACGAUCUCAAAGGUGGAUACUAGGUUAAAGAGAGCUUGUCUGUGGCUGUGUUCAUCUUUUUUGCUACAUUUGGAGACACUAUUACCGUUUGUUUUGUUUGUCCUAUUUUUUAUAGAUGUUUUGUUUUAAAAAAUUUCAAGAUCUCUACUAUUUGGAAUGAGUUAUAUUUACCAAAUUUAUAUGGGCAUGUAACAAAUAUAUUUGCUGUGUAAGAGUAAGGUGUUCUUCGAGUUC
This is a messenger RNA of Helianthus annuus (common sunflower), 800 nucleotides long. Its product is annotated as 60S ribosomal protein L21-1. The record is from RefSeq and is a predicted model, not a curated record. Gene Ontology annotation, cellular component: ribosome; cytosolic large ribosomal subunit. The coding region runs from base 95 to 589 and encodes 164 amino acids. Gene Ontology annotation, molecular function: structural constituent of ribosome. Gene Ontology annotation, biological process: translation. NCBI's taxonomy places the organism in Eukaryota, Viridiplantae, Streptophyta, Magnoliopsida, Asterales, Asteraceae. The transcript has 2 exons.